UAUACAUACACCACACUCUGCAUCUCCGCCACUACCUCCUGCUCUCUCUCACUUUCCCAACGAGUUCGUAAUCGCCGGUUUAUUGGAGAGAAGAUCGCAGCCUGCUUGUGCUUCGUAGAUCGGCGAUGGCGGCGGAGACCGAGACGUUUGCUUUCCAAGCUGAGAUCAACCAGCUGUUGAGUCUCAUCAUCAACACCUUCUACAGCAACAAGGAGAUCUUUCUCCGUGAGCUCAUCAGCAAUGCUUCUGAUGCUCUGGACAAAAUCCGGUUUGAAAGUUUGACUGAUAAGAGCAAACUAGAUGGCCAACCUGAGCUCUUCAUCCACAUUAUCCCAGACAAGACCAAUAACACCUUGACUAUCAUUGACAGUGGUGUUGGUAUGACAAAGGCUGAUCUAGUGAACAACCUUGGUACCAUUGCUAGGUCUGGUACCAAAGAGUUCAUGGAAGCUCUUGCUGCUGGUGCUGAUGUUAGCAUGAUUGGACAAUUUGGUGUGGGUUUCUACUCAGCCUAUUUGGUUGCUGAGAAGGUCAUUGUGACGACAAAGCACAAUGAUGAUGAGCAGUAUGUGUGGGAGUCCCAAGCUGGUGGCUCAUUUACUGUUACUAGAGACAAUUCUGGUGAGAUCCUUGGUAGGGGUACCAAAAUUACCCUCCACCUUAAGGAAGAUCAACUUGAGUACCUUGAAGAACGCCGACUCAAGGAUUUGAUUAAGAAGCACUCAGAGUUCAUCAGCUACCCAAUCUCCCUCUGGAUUGAGAAGACCAUUGAGAAGGAAAUCUCUGAUGAUGAGGAUGAAGAGGAGAAGAAAGAUGAGGAAGGGAAGGUAGAAGAGGUAGAUGAAGAGAAGGAUGAAAAGAAAAAGAAGAAAAUCAAGGAAGUUUCUCAUGAAUGGUCCUUGGUGAACAAGCAGAAGCCCAUCUGGAUGAGGAAGCCAGAGGAGAUCACAAAGGAUGAGUAUGCUGCAUUCUACAAGAGCCUGACCAAUGACUGGGAGGAGCACUUGGCAGUCAAACACUUCUCAGUUGAGGGUCAGUUGGAAUUCAAGGCUGUUCUCUUUGUUCCAAAGAGAGCUCCUUUUGACCUCUUUGACACAAAGAAGAAGCCAAACAACAUCAAGCUGUAUGUUCGCCGUGUGUUCAUCAUGGACAACUGUGAGGAGUUGAUUCCAGAGUACUUGAGCUUCGUGAAAGGAAUUGUCGAUUCUGAGGACCUUCCUCUCAAUAUCUCAAGAGAGAUGUUGCAGCAAAACAAGAUCCUGAAGGUUAUUCGCAAGAACUUGGUGAAGAAGUGUGUUGAACUCUUCUUUGAGAUUGCUGAAAACAAGGAGGACUACAACAAGUUCUAUGAGGCUUUUUCAAAGAAUCUCAAGCUUGGUAUCCAUGAGGAUUCCCAGAACAGGACUAAGAUUGCAGAGUUGCUGCGUUACCACUCCACCAAGAGUGGUGAUGAAAUGACGAGCUUGAAGGACUAUGUGACCAGGAUGAAGGAAGGCCAGAGUGAUAUCUACUACAUUACUGGUGAGAGCAAGAAGGCUGUUGAGAACUCCCCCUUCCUUGAGAAACUGAAAAAGAAGGGAUAUGAGGUUCUCUACAUGGUUGACGCAAUUGAUGAGUAUGCUGUUGGUCAAUUGAAGGAAUUUGAGGGCAAAAAGCUUGUUUCUGCCACAAAGGAAGGUCUCAAGCUCGAUGAGAGCGAGGAUGAGAAAAAGAAGAAUGAAGAAUUGAAGGAGAAGUUUGAGGGUCUGUGCAAGGUUAUUAAGGAUGUGCUCGGAGACAAGGUCGAGAAGGUGGUUGUUUCUGACCGUGUUGUGGACUCUCCCUGCUGUCUGGUUACUGGAGAGUAUGGUUGGACUGCCAACAUGGAAAGAAUCAUGAAGGCCCAAGCUCUUAGAGAUUCAAGCAUGGCUGGUUACAUGUCCAGCAAGAAGACCAUGGAGAUCAACCCAGAAAAUCCCAUAAUGGAGGAGCUGAGGAAGAGAGCUGAUGCUGACAAGAAUGACAAAUCUGUGAAGGAUCUUGUACUGUUGCUGUUUGAGACUGCUCUCCUGACAUCGGGAUUCACCCUGGAUGAACCCAACACCUUUGGCAACAGAAUUCACAGGAUGCUGAUACUUGGGCUGAGCAUCGACGAAGAUGCUGGUGAUGCUGAUGCUGACAUGCCACCAUUGGAGGACACUGAUGCUGACGCAGAGGGCAGCAAGAUGGAAGAAGUUGAUUAAAUUUACCUUCUCUAGUUUUUGUCUAUUUUUGUUAGUAUUUAUCCCCUAUCUUUAUUUUCUUGAGUUCUUCGUACCAAAUCAAACUGUGUUACAAUUAUGUUUUCUGUGACCACUAUUUUGAACUUACCAUUUUAUUUCCCCUUCAAAAUCAUUUUCAUCUGUGGAAGUAAAUGGUGCUCUAA
This is a messenger RNA of Ipomoea nil (Japanese morning glory), 2404 nucleotides long. Its product is annotated as heat shock cognate protein 80. Gene Ontology annotation, molecular function: ATP binding; ATP-dependent protein folding chaperone; ATP hydrolysis activity. NCBI's taxonomy places the organism in Eukaryota, Viridiplantae, Streptophyta, Magnoliopsida, Solanales, Convolvulaceae. Gene Ontology annotation, cellular component: perinuclear region of cytoplasm; cytosol; protein-containing complex. The transcript has 3 exons. The record is from RefSeq and is a predicted model, not a curated record. Bases 126 to 2222 code for a protein of 698 amino acids. Gene Ontology annotation, biological process: cellular response to heat; protein stabilization; protein folding.